Messenger RNA from Colletotrichum graminicola M1.001, 2910 nucleotides. RefSeq lists its product as uncharacterized. Bases 1 to 2910 code for a protein of 969 amino acids. Gene Ontology annotation, cellular component: intracellular membrane-bounded organelle. The transcript is spliced from 3 exons. The record is from RefSeq and is a predicted model, not a curated record. NCBI's taxonomy places the organism in Eukaryota, Fungi, Ascomycota, Sordariomycetes, Glomerellales, Glomerellaceae. Gene Ontology annotation, molecular function: phosphatidylinositol-3,5-bisphosphate 5-phosphatase activity. Gene Ontology annotation, biological process: phosphatidylinositol dephosphorylation.
AUGGCCGAGUCUUUGGCGUCGCGCGAUUUUAAACCUUCCAAGGACUUCUCUGCGGACGCCGAUCAAGAUGAUUUAAGCCGGGAUUUGUCACCCGUGUUCCCGCUACUCAAUAAUGACGAGACUGCCAAAGCUCUAUCCUCCGACGCCGCGACGCAAAACCAACCUGGAGAAGACGAUGCCGACGACGAGCCCGCAGUCGCGAAACCCUUCGUCCGGACUUCGAGUCCUGAUUCUGCUGGCCGUGUAGCCGAUACAUACGACGAGAUGGGCCUCGAUCGCUUGGAUCGCAAGAUGCACAAGUUCAGCCUGUACGAGACGGCCACACGCUAUUAUAUUGUCGGUGGUGAUGUGACAGAGCAGCGAUACCGGAUUCUCAAGAUCGAACGUACAGCAGACGACUCGGAGUUGAGCAUUACUGAUGACAAGAUCAUCUACAGCCAAAAGGAGAUGAACCAACUGUUGGACACAAUUGACGAUGGGAACAAGGGCACUGGAGGCAUCAAGCUGCGUUGUACGGCCUGGGGGUUGCUGGGUUUUAUCAAAUUUACGGGGCCUUACUACAUGCUCUUGAUCACGAAAAAGAGUACGGUUGCCAUGAUUGGGGGGCAUUACAUUUAUCAAGUUGAUGGCACAGAGUUGGUGCCGCUCACACCAAAUCGAUUCAAGGCCGACGUCAGAAAUACUGAGGAAUCCCGCUUCCUCGGCAUUCUCAACAAUCUAGACCUUACUAGGUCCUUCUAUUACAGCUACUCAUACGACAUUACACGUACUCUCCAGCACAAUCUCACAAGGGAGCGCGAGGCGCUUGCCCGUGGACUUCCGGGGGCCAUGGAUGACUUCAAUGGCAUGUUUGUGUGGAACAGUUAUCUUCUGCGACCGGCGAAGAAGGCCCUCAAAGACCCCUUUGACUGGUGCCAUCCCAUCAUUCACGGCUAUAUUGACCAGGCUGCUCUGUCGAUAUACGGCCGCACUGCAUACAUCACCAUUAUUGCCCGCCGAUCCCGCUUCUUUGCUGGAGCUAGAUUUCUCAAACGUGGAGCCAACGACCUAGGUUAUGUCGCCAAUGAUGUCGAGACAGAACAGAUAGUUUCAGAGGCUUUAACUACGUCGUUUCAUGCUCCAGGACCCAGGCUCUUCUCCAGCCCGCAGUACACCUCGUAUGUCCAGCAUAGAGGCAGUAUUCCUCUAUACUGGACACAGGACAACACGGGUGUGACGCCGAAGCCACCGAUCGAGCUGAACCUAGUCGACCCAUUUUAUAGCGCAGCUGCCCUUCAUUUUGACAACCUCUUCGAACGUUACGGUGCCCCCAUCUACGUACUGAACUUAGUAAAGGCCAGAGAGAGAACACCUCGAGAGUCUAAGUUGUUGCUGGAAUACACCAAUGCCAUCAACUAUCUUAACCAGUUCUUACCCGAGGGUCGUAAGAUCAUCCACAAGGCUUGGGACAUGAGUCGAGCGGCAAAGAGUCGGGACCAGGACGUUAUAGGCACCCUAGAACGUAUUGCCGAGGAUGUGGUCACCACCACAGGUUUCUUCCAUGACGGCGAUGGGAAGGUGUACCCGACGAGUGUCCAGAAUGGCGUUGCCCGGACCAACUGCAUUGAUUGUCUAGAUCGCACCAAUGCGGCGCAAUUCGUCAUUGGCAAGAGGGCCCUAGGGCACCAGCUUCACGCGCUUGGCAUUCUUGAGGACACUUCCAUCAACUAUGAUACGGAUGCUGUUAAUCUCUUCACCCACAUGUAUCAUGACCAUGGCGACACUAUAGCUGUACAGUACGGAGGAUCCCAGCUUGUCAACACCAUGGAGACAUAUCGCAAAAUCAACCAGUGGACAAGCCAUUCCCGCGACAUGAUAGAGAGCUUCAAAAGAUACUACAACAACUCGUUCCUCGACGGCCAGCGCCAGGAGGCGUACAACCUAUUCCUCGGCAACUACAUAUUCGCCCAGGGGCAACCGAUGCUGUGGGACCUUGCAACUGACUACUAUCUUCAUCACGCUGACCCGCGUGCGUGGUCCGAGAAGACGAAACGAGACUACAUCAACUGGUACACUGCGGAAAACUUGCAAGAAAGGAGGUUUCCGACGUACAGCCCGCCUCCCGGCGAGGCAAGAAAGAUGCCAGUGUCGUUCUUUGAUGAUUAUUGGGUUGAGUACUACCGGCCGUCCACCCUCUCGUCGUUCCUCAAGAUGUUUCCUUACAAGAUGAACUCGACCAUCAAGUACAUACCCUUCAAGUCCACACAAGAUGGUCGCUAUGAUUUGAGUCCUUUCAGGGUCCGUAACGAGACAGAUAUGGACGCCUAUGAGAAGAAAAAGCCUAAGAAAGAGGUGACAAUCGUCGACCCGCAAGAUCUGAAGUCUCCUCGGGAUAUGGAGGCAGCAUCCGUCAUAUCAGACCGCACGACGGGUGGCAAAGGUAUCUCCAUUCACCGCUGGCUCCAGCCUAUGCAGGAUAGAGUGACAGGGCAUCAUGGAAUCAUGAAGGAAACCCAGGCAGAACCGCAAGGGUCCCCCAAGACCAAGCCUACAGCACAGGAAAAGACAAAAGCUGCCCAGUGGACGUUCACCAAGGCUGUUAAUGAGUCUCUCAAUCCAUCCGUCAGCCAGCAAGAAGCUGUGGAUUAUGAGCGCUACAUCAGCCAUCCUCAGAACCUACCCUUGGUGGUCUCGGCUGAGGUCCAGGCUGAAAACCAGUCCGAAUAUCAGCAUUAUGUUCAGAGUAGCUGGCAGAGCGAUGCUAUCACCCCCGUUGGCGCCGAGGAGGACGUUGCUGUUUACGCUGAGCUACUCAAAGUCGGGAGCAACCCUCUUACCGUCACCGAAGAAGAUUCUCAGAAGAAGCGCUACAAGGCAUAUAGGAAGUGGCUGCGCGGCAAGUCCUUCUUCAAGCAGCAGCCAAUCGAUUGA